AUGGACCUGCCUAGCCCAAUUGCUGCUCGGCUGGAUCGUAUAGGAGUGAGGCCGAGGUAUCCCGGAAUAAGCUGGAUUGCCUGGUCUGGGGCUGUCUCUGCAUACCAAUUACUAUUAUUCUUGGGGGCUGUAGAAGGAUGGAGGAUCUUCCUAGAUACUUCAAUAGUAAUCUACAUAUGCGAUGGAGGAAUGAAGGAUCCGAUCAGUUGGGCGGCAGCGCCAGUGCUGUCAGCACAACUCGGAAAGGGUGACAAAUUCAUUAAUCUGGCUGCUGCAGCCUGCAGGCUCAUGCUUGUGCUACUGUGUGUUGAUGUGCUUACAGCGGGUCAGCGCUGUUUCUAUGGAAUGGUUAUGGAAUUGGAAACAUUCCCUUCCAUGGGGUUAACCGGAAGGAUUUGGCGAAUAAUUAAUUGGUUGUCGCGUUCUCGUGCUACUACUACUGCUGCUGCUGCUGACGGGACACGACGCUCAUAG
This is a messenger RNA of Aspergillus niger, 474 nucleotides long. RefSeq lists its product as hypothetical. The coding region runs from base 1 to 474 and encodes 157 amino acids. The record is from RefSeq and is a predicted model, not a curated record. Lineage: Eukaryota; Fungi; Ascomycota; Eurotiomycetes; Eurotiales; Aspergillaceae. The transcript is spliced from 3 exons.